UUUGUUUUCAGGUUUACAUUUUGAGUGCAAUGUCUUCAUCGGAAGUGCCGUUAGAUCUGAGCAAUGAAUCCAAAGAGAAGACUUUGAAUCCAAUCAAAUUGACUAUUCAUUCAAAUGUAAUAAAUGGCGAGAAAAUUACUAAAUCAAAGCGAAAGUCACAAAAUGUGAGACACAUUUUGCACAAAACUUGCGAACCGAUGGCAAAGAAACCUAAAUUGGUUAACAGUAGAGACACUUCCAGCGCUCAAGACGUCAACCCCUUGCAGAGAGGGAAGUAUGGACUCAGACUAUUGCCCACACAAGUCGACUACUAUCAGUCAGUUUUAGAGGACAGACGCGUUCGGGGAUUUCGCGAGACCUCUCGACCCGAGAGACUCGUCUCUUCGGAAACUAUCAAAACUGAGCCUAAAGUUGAGGCGAAACGUAAGCCUAAAUCGAGUCCAACGGUUGGUAAAUAUGAGUUUGAAAUCGGAGACAUUGUUUGGGGAACUCUUGCAAACUAUAAGACUUGGUUUCCGGCUCUUAUCAUAUCUCACUUGCAUUGUAAGCAAAAAGCGGCCAAAAAGGGUCAGACGUGGGUGUAUUGGUUCGGUGACCAUCAGGUCUCAGAGAUACAC
This is a messenger RNA of Medioppia subpectinata, 617 nucleotides long. The record is from the annotation of a GenBank genome assembly. NCBI's taxonomy places the organism in Eukaryota, Metazoa, Arthropoda, Arachnida, Sarcoptiformes, Oppiidae.